Molecule: messenger RNA, 1596 nt
Organism: Rotaria sordida
Lineage: Eukaryota; Metazoa; Rotifera; Eurotatoria; Philodinida; Philodinidae
Source: the annotation of a GenBank genome assembly
AUGAGCAAUCGGAAUCGAAGCCGAGAUGUUUCAUCUGAAAAUCUCAAUAAACAAUCAUCAUCAUCAGAAUCUGGAUUAAUAUUAUCAACAAAAAAAAAUCAAUCAACAUUUCAUAAAACAGCUGAUGUUGAUGAUCCACCAUUUAGUCGACUUUUUUUACUUAUACCAAAAGCUAUGUCAGAAGAUGAAUUACGUAAAGCAUUUCUUGUUCAUGGAACAAUUCAAGAUAUUCAUAUGGUACGAGAUCGACGAAAUCAAGAAAGCAAAGGAAUUGCUUAUAUUAAAUAUGAAAAAGCAUCAGCAGCAGCUCGUGCUAUGGAAGAAAUGAAUGGAACUGUUAUUCCACCACAUACACGUCCAGUGAAAGCUAUUAUAUCAAGUUCACGUCGUGAAGGUAGUGUACGUGAUCCAGAUGAACAUGAAAAAAUGUUACGUUUAUUUGUUGUUAUAUCAAAACAUAUGACUAAAGAUGAUUUACGUAAAGUAUUUGAGAAAUAUGGUUCAAUUAUUCAUAUUAAAAUUAUUGUAGACAAAUUAACGGGUGAAAAUAAAGGAUUUGCUUAUAUUUCAUUUUCAAAAGCAUCAGAAGCUGCUUAUGCUUUGGAAGAAUGUGAUCCAUGUUACAAACCCAAAUUUGCUGAACCAUUUUCUUCAAAACGUCAUCGUGAUGCUGAAGAAAUUUUGUCUUCAUCAGCAUCAUUAUAUGGAGCUGUUUCACCUCCUUAUUGUCAUAAAAUACCAAUAGGUAAACAACAUCCAUCACCAUCAUCAAAUUCAAUUGAUCAUCGACCAUCUCCACCUCCUUUACUUCCACUUCCGCCAUCACGUUCAUUAUCACAUACUGAAACAAAUCAAUCAAUAACAUCAUCAGCUUAUCAUUUACUUGAUAAUAAUAAUGAACGUCGUUUAAUUGUUCGUUGUGGUUUAACAAUAACAAAUUAUCAUAUAUCAAAAUUAUUUGAUCUUAUACCAAAUAUGGAAGAAUGUUCACCACUUAGUUUAAAUACAUUUAAUGAACAUUAUUUUAUUGUACGUUAUAAAUCUUGUCAAUUUGCAACAUAUGCACGUGAAAAACUGCAUGCAUUUCAAUUUCCUGAUGGUGAAAUAUUAUCUGUUCAAUAUUAUGAUGAACAAGUUGUUAAUGAUUUGAUUAAUCAAUCACAAAAUGGUAAAUAUGGUGAUACAUCAGGCAUUGGACAAUUAAUACAUCAAAUGAGUAAUUUACAAGGUAGUCAAGAACAAUAUGUUGAUUAUUGUAAUAUUCCAUUGCCACCUAAACAAAAAUAUGCUUCAUUUGAUGCACCUGUUGCUAAAACUUUACAAAUAAUGCCUCAACGUUCAAUACCUGAAGAUUAUAUUCGUGAUGUAUUUAAUCGUUUUGGAAAUUUAAUUGAUGUUCGUAUGAUAAAUCAUCAAUUAUGUUAUGUUAUGUUCAGUGAUGAAGUUAGUGCUGAUACAGCUAUGGAAACAAUGAAUGGACAAGAAAUCGCAUUAGUUCGUAUACGCAUUAUUGAAAGUGAUAAAUCUGUUGAUUCAACAACUGCUUCUGUUGUACAUCGAAAACGACAAAAAGUGUUCAAAAAUCAAAUGAUUUAA